Solanum dulcamara is the source of this 1884-nucleotide messenger RNA. Its product is annotated as WD repeat-containing protein ATCSA-1-like. Gene Ontology annotation, biological process: protein polyubiquitination; proteasome-mediated ubiquitin-dependent protein catabolic process; transcription-coupled nucleotide-excision repair. Bases 303 to 1664 code for a protein of 453 amino acids. The transcript has 9 exons. Gene Ontology annotation, molecular function: protein binding. Gene Ontology annotation, cellular component: Cul4A-RING E3 ubiquitin ligase complex; nucleotide-excision repair complex. The record is from RefSeq and is a predicted model, not a curated record. NCBI's taxonomy places the organism in Eukaryota, Viridiplantae, Streptophyta, Magnoliopsida, Solanales, Solanaceae.
CUUGUCAUUCUUUGGCCUUUCUACAAUCCCUCAUUAAUCUUUAUACUUAUCCAUUUCUCACAUCGGGUUAGGGUUCUACUCUUCUGCAAAAAAAGGAAAGGGGCAAAUCGAAAAUCGAAGAAACACACCAACUGUUUGAGGAAAUGUUCAGAAGAAACAACAAAGGCCAGGAUUGGUUCCAUCACUAGAUCAUUCAUUUUUUGUUGAAUCAGAGGUGAAUUGUAUAAGUUAGAUAGUUUUUGGGUGUUUGUGAUUGGGGGAAUUUAGAAGGGAGUAAAUUGUUUGGGAAGGAUGCGAGGACGAUGUGGAAGGAGAUCGGAGACAGAGAAUUUGGCAAGCUUCGCUCUAAUUUAUUCAGCAAUCGUAUUAAGUCGGCUCGAAUCGCUUCUAUUCAACUCUCCAACUACAAAGAUAUCAUUUCUCCUCACCGUGGCUCCGUCAACUCCCUACAGGUUGAUUUGACAGAGGGACGAUAUCUGUUAUCCUCUGCAUCGGAUGCAUCAGUUGCUGUUUAUGAUAUCCAACGUGCAACUGAUUACGAUGAAAGUGGUCUGAUUGCAAAGCAUAAGCACAUAUGUUUGGUUGACAAGCAACAUGAACAGGGCCAUAAAUAUGCCAUUUCAACAGCCAUCUGGUAUCCAAUUGACACGGGACUUUUUAUUACAGGCUCUUAUGAUCAUUACGUUAAUGUCUGGGAUACUAACACGACACAGGUAGUAGUUAAUUUCAAAAUGCCUGGAAAAGUGUAUAAGACUGCCAUGUCUCCGGUGGCUACAUCACACAUGUUGAUUGCUGCUGGAACAGAAGAUGUUCAAGUUCGUCUUUGUGAUAUUUCUUCGGGUGCAUUUGCUCACACAUUAUCUGGCCAUCGUGAUGGAGUAAUGUCAGUUGAAUGGUCUGCUUCUAGCGAGUGGAUUUUGGUAACAGGGGGAUGCGAUGGUGCCAUUCGCUUUUGGGACAUCAGGCGUGCAGGAUGUUUUCGUGUUUUAAAUCAGUCUCAUUCUCAGCUUGGAAGACGCCCAACUCUUCUUACACGUUCCACUGCAAACAAGAGUUCCACGCUGAAAUCAUCUUCAGGAGGCCCAAAUUCAUCUGCAAAAGGCCGUCCAUCUCAGAAGAAAAUGGGAAAUGGUGUGAGUAUCAAACACACUGCAAUUGCUAGACAAGUUAGGGGGUCUGGGAAGCAGCGACUGCAUCCAGGGAUGCUCUCUAGUCAGGAUAGAGCCACUGCUCAUUAUGGUGCUGUCAAUGGAUUAAAAGUGACCAAUGAUGGAAUGUAUCUCCUUAGUGCAGGUUCUGAUUCAAGGUUAAGGUUAUGGGAUAUUGAAUCUGGUUGCAAUACACUUGUGAACUAUGAAACAUCACGACUACAGGCCACCAAAGCCACACAGUUAGCCAUAUCUCAUGAUUCAACUCUUGUAUUUGUGCCAUGCAUGUCAACUACUAAGGCAUUUGAUUUGUGGUCGGGCAAGACGAUGAUGGAUUUACGUGGCCACUAUGAAAAUGUGAACUGUUGUCUGUACAAUUCACUGGACCAGGAACUAUACACAGGUGGUAAUGACCGGAAAAUUCUUGUGUGGUCUCCAAGUAAAGCCACUACUGAGGAAUUGGAAGGGAGGGAUGGACAAGCUUUUGCGAUCGACCAAGAUAAUUGGAGCGACUGAGUAGCUCACGAAAUUUUCGUGGUUCCAUGUUAAGUUCAACUUUCAGUUUUCUUCACUAUACAUUUGCUUGAACAAAGAUGUAAUAAACUGGAAUCUGAUGCUGUACAACAAUUUCCUAUUUCUUUUUGAAACGCUCAAAUAAUACACUGUUUGUAAUUGAAGUUUGACCGGCGUUUCAGAAAUUUUACACUGAAUAAUUUACGGAAUUUGCGCCUUAUAA